AUGGCCCUCUUCGAUUGGAACCGCGAAGCCGACGCCGCCGUCGGCGACGAAGCGGCCGCCACGACCAAGCGAAGAGGGAAAGGGGAGAAGAAGGAGAAGACGAAGGAGAAGGCGAAGAUGAAGGGGGAGGAGGAGAAGGUGAGCGAGGCAAAGGGGGAGGGGGGUGGUGCGGCGAGGAUGCGGGUGGAGCCGAACGCGCUGGAGGGGAACAUCUGGAGCGACCCCAGCACGAAGCUCUUCUUCGGCCGCGCCGGCUGGACUCCCGGCCAACUCGAGAGCGAACUCCAAGAAGGGACGUGGUUUGUGGCGCAGCCGGAGGGGACCGAAGUGGUGUUCCCGGAGCCGCCUCUGUUCAGUGCGACGAGCAUGCCACCGGGGAGCGUGGUCGAUGUGGCCGACCGCGACAAGCAGUCGCAGAUGUGGGCCGACGUGCUGCGCGACAUGGGCGGCCGCUACGCUCCGCUCGCCAAGUUCGCCCUGCCCACUCUGCCUCCCGGCGGCGGCGACGAGGAGGACCAGGAGAGCCUUCACGGAGAUGAAGGUGACGACGAAGAUGAAGAUGAAGACGACGAGCGCUGA
Acanthamoeba castellanii str. Neff is the source of this 579-nucleotide messenger RNA. RefSeq lists its product as uncharacterized. The transcript is spliced from 2 exons. Lineage: Eukaryota; Discosea; Longamoebia; Acanthamoebidae. The record is from RefSeq and is a predicted model, not a curated record. Bases 1 to 579 code for a protein of 192 amino acids.